Amoebophrya sp. A25 is the source of this 572-nucleotide messenger RNA. The record is from the annotation of a GenBank genome assembly. Lineage: Eukaryota; Dinophyceae; Syndiniales; Amoebophryaceae.
AUGAAGGGGGCAUCAGCAAUGAAUAGAGCGUCCAUGCGUCUGGCCGGGCCUCCGGCUUCACUUCUGCUGGAGAUGGCCGAUAGCCGAUCAAUAAGUCAGCCGAGCUGGAGUUUGGAAAAGCAGAAAAUUGUAGUUUUUUGGGUGUUUUGUUGUAUUUAGGUCAAAUAAGGCAACAGUCUUCUUUUUUUUGGCCGUAUUCCUACCAGCUUUGCCUCUCAGUUUCUAGUAAAUACAGCAAAAGCAUCUUCUACAAGGCGUUUUGUUGUGUUUCUUCCGAAUUUCGAUAGUUUUACUCUAUAAAUAUAUAAAUAUAUAUGAAUAUUUAAUAUUCCCUUGCGUCAUCUAGCCACACGUGAGCCAUUACUACACGGAGUAGGUCAAAGGACAGGUCAAAGACGGUAACCGAGUGAAGCUAGAGUAAGUUGUUAAAGUCGCUGUCUUCGUCGAGUAGACCUUCAAGUAGUUACGCAGUAGAAGUAAAUGAGCUUGAUAGAGGAAGUGGUGCCGUGUAUGUUAUGCAAGUGAAAGGUAUCGCAGAGACCACUAAUAGCAUCCUGACUAUUGAAGAGGGC